Messenger RNA from Leucoraja erinaceus (little skate), 3461 nucleotides. Its product is annotated as transmembrane protein 198-B-like. Gene Ontology annotation, biological process: positive regulation of canonical Wnt signaling pathway. NCBI's taxonomy places the organism in Eukaryota, Metazoa, Chordata, Chondrichthyes, Rajiformes, Rajidae. Gene Ontology annotation, cellular component: plasma membrane; cytoplasmic vesicle. Bases 335 to 1363 code for a protein of 342 amino acids. The record is from RefSeq and is a predicted model, not a curated record. The transcript is spliced from 5 exons.
GCCGUGACUGGCGGGUGGCCAGCUAUGAGACACUCUGGGGUGUUCUACACAAUAUAACUUCAACUCAGGGCCUGAACUUGGAGAACUGAACUUUCUCGUGUUUUCCCUUCCUCCAGAGCGAGCUGAGAUCGGCACGUAUAGCGAGGGAUUGGGCCCGGCCAACCUGCGCUGGGGUUAAAGACGGACAGAGAUACGUCCUACGCCCGGGGUCUGGUGAGAGCGUGCGGCGUGAGUCUUCAAACUGGCGUGGGCAUCAAGCAAUGCCCCUGGCCUUGAAUGGAGGCUGCCCUCUGACCUUUGACCGGCCGGCCGCUGCCAAGGUAACGCAGGAGCCAUGACCUCCACACUUCAAGCCUUGCACUUUAAACUCUUGACCCAGGCCACGGGUCAGAGCACCAUCCGUGCGUGCGAUCGGGAGAUCGACCGCCAGUAUGACAUCGUGCCCUCCGUGGUCUGCUCCAUGUGCUGCCUGUUUGGCCUCAUCUACUGCUUCUUUGGCUACCGCUGCUUCAAGGCCAUCAUGUUCCUCACGGGCCUGAUGUUUGGCUCCAUUGUCAUCUUUAUGCUGUGCUACAAGGAGAGGGUGCUGGACACUCAGCUGAGCAUGGAGGCCAGCGUUGGAAUCGGACUGGGCAUCGGCAUCCUCUGCGGCCUGGUCACCAUGCUGGUGCGGAGCGUGGGCCUGUUCAUGGUGGGCCUGCUGCUGGGCCUGCUGGUGGCCGUGUCCACCCUGCUGGUCCUGGAGCAGUUCUACCACCCCCGCACCAUGUGGGUGCCCAUCGGGCUGCUGCUGGGCGCCGGAAUGUUCUUCGCCGUGCUCACCCUGCAGUGGCAGCGCUUCUUCACCGUCCUCUCCACCGCCGUCUUCGGCGCGGCCGUCAUCACCGUCACCGUGGACUACUUCGUCGAGAUCUUCCUGCUGGUGCAGUACGUCUACGAGCGGAUCAAGGUGUCUCCCGUGCAACCCAUGUGCUGGUACAGCUGGGUCAUCCUGGGCAUCUGGCCUGUGCUCACCGCCCUCGGAGUGCUGGUGCAGUUCAAGAUCACGGCCGAAGGCUACUCGCACACAGAAGUGAUCAUCAGCAGGAGGCGACGGCGAGUGCAGCUGAUGCGCAUUCGGCAACGGGAGGCGAAGAGGAAACAACGGAGGCAGCGGCGUUCCUACCAGGAGCAGGCCUACAGGAGGAAGCCCAACCCUGUGAGACGCUACGAUGGAGAUGUCCUCUCUCCGAGCUACAUCCAGAGUUUCCGAGACCGCCAGGCCGGCUGCUCCCCCAGCGGUGCCCAGACCAUGGUGGACGUCGACUACGAUUGUGGCUCCACCGUGCCCCUCACCUCCUCCGCUCCGGCGGUCCGCGUGUGAGGCCGCGGGCAGAGGCGGCUGGAGUUGACCAGCGGGCGCGGCCCCCCGGGGAAGAGGGCGGAGGAAACCCAGCGACUGUCUCGAGGACCUUCCCCCCCCCCUCCCCGCGGACUGAUAUUCGCCUGAACUGAAUAUUCGCCUCGCCCCUUGUCCCGUCCCAACCCCCAACCCAAGGGUCAACGGGAUCUGGGAUGGUCCAUCCCUCUGCUCUCUGUCCUCCCGUUCCCCUCAACCUGCACCUGAUGCAGGAGACUUUGGCCGGCAUGACCUGCUCGCUGCCACACAAGGGGCAGGUUAAACCCCUGAAGGACGAGCGACGAGGGCCGAACUCCCACCGAGGGAGUCGGGGAGAGAGUUGGCGAGGGACAGGGAGAGAGAGGUGCCACGGACAUUCAUUCUCGCACCUUCUCGACCUCAACCCGCCAUCUCCUCAAACGACCCACCCAAACAGCUUCCAUCGCGGAAGAUGUUACGACCGCCGUCAAGGCUGCGUUGGGACGACGGAGUUCCGCGCCUUCGGUCAUCUUCUUUGCGUUGGCUGAAGGAUGCUUCGCCCAGCCGGUGAACCCAUCUCCAAUGCCCCAUGGAGGGGACAUCUUGAAGAGACUGCAUUGCUGGGACCAAUAUUUCCGGGACCAAUAUUCUGCAUGUUACUGGGCUGUGCGCGUGUGUGUGCGCGUGUGUGCGUGCGGGUGCACCUGCACGCCGGUGGGUGCGUCUUGUCACAUAGAAACUGCUGAAUGUAUCUGCGUUUUAGUGCCGGCACUGGUCUUGUACAGGGCCCUCCCCGGGGGGGACCCAACCCGACCCCAAACCCAAAACCCUGACCCUUAACGGAAACCCCAGUCCAACCCCAGGAACAAUCGUCACCACUCUAGGGCCGCCCGAAACCCAAACUAGGAACCAAUUCGUGCGAGGACAAGUGUGAAGUGUACGGAGAUCGCUGGUCGGCACAGCCUCUGGUUGGGCCAAAGGGCCUGGUUCCGCGCUGUGCCUCGAAACUAAACUCUGAAACUCCUAACCCAAAUCCGACCUUCAACCAGAACCCUAACGAGAAUCUGAGAACCCGAACACAAACCAAAUGAAACUCAAUCCAUCAUCCCCUCUCUAGAACCCUCCAGUACCCGAUCUUAGACAAUAGGUGCAGGAGUAGGCCAUUCGGCCCUUCGAGCCAGCACUGCCAUUCAAUGUGAUCACGGCUGAUCAUCCCCAAUCAGUACCCCGUUCCUGCCUUCUCCCCAUAUCCCCUGACUCCACUAUUUUUAAGAGCCCUAUCUAGCUCUCUCUUGAAAGCAUCCAGGGAACCCACCUCCACCGCCCUCUGAGGCAGAGAAUUCCACAGACUCACCACUCUCUGUGAGAAAAAGUGUUUCCUCGUCUCCGUUCUGAAUGGCUUACUCCUUAUUCUUAAACUGUGUGGCCCCUGGUUCUGGACUUCCCCCCAACAUCGGGAACAUGUUUCCUGCCUCUAGCGUGUCCAAGCCCUUAACAACCUUAGGAACCCAAUGUAUACAUUAGUAGCUGAAUCAGAAACAUAGACCUCCCAGCCAGAAACACAGACCUCCCAACCAGAAACACAGACCUCCCAACCAGAAACAUAGACCUCCCAACCAGAAACACAGACCUCCCAACCAGAAACACAGACCUCCCAGCCAGAAACACAGACCUCCCAACCAGAAACACAGACCUCCCAACCAGAAACAGACCUCCCAACCAGAAACACAGACCUCCCAACCAGAAACACAGACCUCCCAACCAGAAACAUAGACCUCCCAACCAGAAACACAGACCUCCCAACCAGAAACAUAGACCUCCCAACCAGAAACACAGACCUCCCAACCAGAAACACAGACCUCCCAACCAGAAACAUAGACCUCCCAACCAGAAACAUAGACCUCCCAGCCAGAAACAUAGACCUCCCAGCCAGAAACACAGACCUCCCAGCCAGAAACACAGACCUCCCAACCAGAAACACAGACCUCCCAACCAGAAACACAGACCUCCCAACCAGAAACAUAGACCUCCCAACCAGAAACACAGACCUCCCAACCAGAAACACAGACCUCCCAACCAGAAACAAACCUCCCAACCAGAAACA